AAUGAAUAAAUGAUUUUAAUAUUGACCCAGUUAGACAGACAGGUUUGUGUCAUUGACUUUUGCUAUAUAUUGGGAAAAAAUUGCGAAAUUAGAAUUAGAAACAUGAACGGUGUGAUACUAGUGGUUUUCUUUGCGACGGUUGGCUACACUGCCAAAUUGCCGUCCAGUUUCACGAAAUGUGACCCCAACAACCCCAAAUGUUUGACUAAAUCGGUCGAAAAUGCCGUAAAACAAUUAACUAAAGCGUUCAAAGAUGUCGGGUUGCCAAAUUUAGAACCCUUGGAGGUACCAUCACUGACUAUUGGUACCAACUCUGGUACCCAACACCACUACAAAGAUGUGAAAAUUUCAGGAUUCACCAAACUCACAUGUACCAACAUAAGUUUUGGGAAUAAGACCCUCAAAAUGGAGUGCACCAUUCCGCAACUGCGACUUGAUUUCCAAUACGAGAUUAAGGGAAAAAUCCUUUUGGUACCAAUUUACGGCAAAGGGCCUGGCUCAAUUACCCUAAACGAUUUAGACUACGUCCUGACGUUUCAAUUGGCCGAAAUUACGAAAAAAAGCACCAAACAUUUUAAAGUCGUCGAUAGUAAACUCGAAAUGAAUCCGAAAUCAAUUCAAUUCAAACUUGAGAAUUUAUUCGGGGGUGACAAAACCUUAGGUGAUAACAUUAAUCAAGUCAUGAAUGAAAAUUGGAGGGAGGUUUUCGCCGACGUUAAAACGAGCUACGAGGAAGCCUUUUCGAAAAUAUUUUUUUCGGUUUUUAGCAAUUUUCUGGCAAAAGUGCCGAUCUCGGAAAUAUUUAAUAGCAAUCAGUUAUACACAAAAAGAUUCGCGCGAAUCUGGGCCUCCAACACCAUGAAGACACUUCAUCUCGUAAUAAGUCUCUCAAUUUUGUGUUAUUGCAACUCCCGGAAACUCCCACCAACUUUCAAAAAAUGCAACGCUAACUCCCCCAACUUCAAUCAAUGUCUGGCCGAAGCCAUCCCUGAUGCCAUCAGACAACUGAAAAAUCCCAUGAAAAAAAUCGGAUUGCCGAGUUUUCAGCCACUUGUGAUCCCGGAAAUGACCAUUGCUCCUGGAGAGGGCCUUUUGGGAUUUUUCCAGAAUUACACCAACUUGCGAGUUGAGGGGUUCAACAAGAUAAGUUGCCACAAAGUCGAUAUGAAUUUCGAGAGCGAGAUUUUAACGAUGAGCUGUGCUUCCCCGCAACUCAGAGCCGACUUUGAUUACUUGUUCAAUGGGUCGGUCUCGAUUUUGCCCAUCUAUGGGGACGGUAACGGAUCAAUUGUUUUAGACGAUGUCAAGUGUUUCCACACUUUUUACAUGAAAGGUUACCAAAAAAAGGAUAAAACGCAUUUCAGGGUUACCAACAGCACCCUUGAUAUAAAUCCACAACGUGUCACCAUCCAGCUUAAUAAUCUCUACAAUGGGGACAAAAAUCUAGGGGACAAUUUAAAUCUCUUCAUUAAUGAGAACUGGAGUGAUUUUUACCAUGAACUGAAACCAUUAUUUGAGGAGGGCUUUACCAGAGUUUUUGCCGCUUUAUUUGAUAGUGUGUUGAGGAGAGUGCCGGUCAGUGACCUUUUUGAAGGUUACUAGGACGCACAAUUGUAAUUAUUUUAAUUUAUUUACUGUAUUUAUUCUUUUUUCGUUAAGAAAACAAGCGUGUGUAUGCAACCAAGAAUACACAAAAUUGUUAAAAAUCUUUAAAUAAUAACCAAACUACGUUGUUUAGCUUUUAUUGUAUUUCAAAGAAUGCUUUAAGCGAUUACUAGUAAAAUAAACGAUGUAAUAGUAUUG
This is a messenger RNA of Tribolium madens (black flour beetle), 1803 nucleotides long. RefSeq lists its product as uncharacterized. The transcript is spliced from 9 exons. The record is from RefSeq and is a predicted model, not a curated record. NCBI's taxonomy places the organism in Eukaryota, Metazoa, Arthropoda, Insecta, Coleoptera, Tenebrionidae. Bases 10 to 1602 code for a protein of 530 amino acids.